Molecule: messenger RNA, 3606 nt
Organism: Geosmithia morbida
Lineage: Eukaryota; Fungi; Ascomycota; Sordariomycetes; Hypocreales; Bionectriaceae
Product: WD domain, G-beta repeat
Exons: 2
Coding region: 1-3606 (1201 amino acids)
Biological process (GO): tRNA methylation
Cellular component (GO): cytoplasm
Molecular function (GO): protein binding
Source: RefSeq, a predicted model, not a curated record
AUGACUCUCAACGGGACCCUGACUCGGGAAUUCUCCCAAGUCCCCGUGUCGGCACUCUCAUCCUGGCGUUCCCCGACUACUGGCACCGUCCUCAUCCUGACAGCCGAAGACACGGACCUCAAGAUAUACGAGGAGCACUCGGGCCGCCUGACGCGGCAGAUCAGCAUCUUUGACGAGCAGCCCGUGCACGGCGUCGACGUCGCGUCUGACGGGACGGCCCUGGUAUGGGGAGGCAAGCAGCUGGCAGUCUUCAGCCUCGCCGACCACCACGACCAGCAGGCUGUCGUUGCGCGCGCCGGGGCGCCAGACUGGGUAUACCACGGGAGGUUUUCACCCGACGAGGACGAGGCUGUCGUUGUGACGGCGCACAACGACGCCGUCCGUCUCAAGAUCAGCCGUGACCCCGCGCCGGCCAUCGCCGUGCUCGACGUCGUGUCGCCCGCUCGGCCGAUCCUGUACGCGGCACAGGUGUCGUGGGUGCGGGGGGACUGCGUCCUCGUCGCGGCGGGGACGGCCUUUGGCGAGAUCCUCGUCUGGAUGUGUUCCUGGCCGUCGUCGUCGUCGACAGGCGGCCCGGCGUGGUCCUCGCACGAGAUGCUAUAUGUCCUCACGGGGCACGAGGGGUCUAUCUACGGUCUUGAUAUCUCGCCGCCCCUCCGGCUGGAUGAAAGUCAAGAUGGGAGCGGCAGCACGGUGCGCCUGCUGGCCACGUGCAGCGACGACAGGACCGUACGCAUAUGGGAUAUUACCGAGACGAGGUCCAGCCAGACAUACGGGGCCGACCACUUUAGUGCGCCGCGUGAGACGGGCUUCACCGGUAUCGCAGAGACGGUUAAUAAGCAUGCUCCGCUGGCUGUGGCUAUGGGUCACCUAUCCCGUAUAUGGGGGGUCAAGUUCGCUCUGGAAGGCCCCCUGGGAGGAGGAGAGUGGAAGGGCUGUCGUCGUCCCCUGCCGGUGUAUACUUUUGGAGAGGAUGCUACGACGCAGCUGUGGAAUCUUGGAUUGCAGAUCGAUGAUGUUGGCAGGCUCACCGGGGGUGACCUGGUGCACAAGGGGACUAUGUCAUUGCAUGACGGGAAACACAUAUGGGCUUCGUGCCUCACCCCCUCGGGCGGGCUGGCUACGGGCGGGGCGGAUAGCAAGGUAUCGCUUAUACGGAGAUAUGACGCUGCUGACGAUGAUGGGCUUAUUACCUUUGACGUUCAGGGUAUCUGCCCCGACGAUGCCCCAACAACAGAAGUAGCAGCAGCAGCAGAAUCUAGAGAAGAAGAAGAAGAAGAAGAAGAAGAAGAAGAAGAAAAGGGUGUAGAAGAGACGACAGAAACGACAGAGGAAAAAGUGGAAGACGCAUCCUCGGGAACCAAAACAACGGACAAGAAGAAGACGAAGAAGAAGAAGAAGAAGAAGACCAAGCCAGAGGCAGUGGGUCGCUUCGACUACAUAUCGGCAAACGAGCUACUCGUCAUCACAUCGGCGGGAAGACUCCUCCUGGGGACCUUCGACUCGGACGACCAGGUCCAUUGGGAGCGCAUCCACGCAGCGCCGGGAGACGACGACUUGAAGCGCUGCUACGUCCUCAAGUGCGCGUGCGACGGGGCGGCUGUGCUGGGCACCACGGAUGGCAACGUGUACAUGUACCACGGUCGACGGGUCACGCGCGCCGCCACCGUCCCGGGGAAGAUAGUUGAGAUAAACUGCCUCGUCUCGGGCGUCGCCGCGACGACCGACGUACUCGUCCACACGUACGGAUCCGUGGAACCGUACCACCUCUCACUGGAUGUCGAGUCAGCCCACCUGCUUGACCAGGCACGAAUCCGCGGGUUGGACCACCGCUUCGUGCCCGUCUCAGCGGCCAGGGUGGGCGAGUACCUCGUCCUCGGGUCACGACACGGGUACCUGUCGUUUGCGCGGAGGGCGGGGUCGGGAGGAUUUACCAGGGAGUUGGAGCUGGCGCCGCAGAACCGUGACGCGGUCACGUCGAUUGUGGCCCUCCCCGGCGAGACCGGGUGCUUCAUGGCAACCAGCCGAGAUGGCCGGUACAGAACCUACGAGAUGCAAGAGAAGGAGUCGGAGGGUGGGGAUGUGCUGCGCGUCCGCCUGCGUCACGAUGGGGCGCCGCCGUUCGGCCCGCUGCUAGAAGGCGCAUGGAUGGCGAGGACAGCCGCCGAUGAAGAAGAUGGGGGGCCACCGUCGUCACGUCGGGACCUGGUAGUCUUCGGGUUCAGGACCAAGAGGUUUGUCGUGUGGAACGAGACGCGGCGCGAGGAGCGAUUCUCCGUCGACUGCGGCGGCGGUCACCGCACCAUCAGCUUCCGGCAUGGCGACUCCGACUCGUCCCGUCUGCGCUUCGCCUUCAACAGGGCGUCCAAGCUGUCCAUCCUGUCGCAGACGUCGCCCCGGUGCGGCACGCUCAAGAAGGGCACGCACGGAAGGGAGAUCCGGGCCAUAAGCUCCAAUGGGCGGUAUGUGGCCACGGGGGCCGAGGACACGUCGAUCCGCAUAUGGGAGUACGCCCGAGCUGGAGUGGACCAAGAAAGAGAGGAUGACACUGCUGGCACCGGUACGGCUAGCGGCGGGGCAGCGGCGUCACGGCAGAUGAGGUGUCUGGCCGUGGUCAAGAUGCACACCACGGGUAUACAGACGCUCAGGUGGCUGGGGGACGACUACCUCUUCAGCAGCGGUGGGAACGAGGAGUUCAUGGUCUGGCGUGCCGUCCGGGGUCGCGGCGAGCGUAGCGGACUGCUAGGUGUGGUGCGCGAGGCCGUCUUCGACGACAAGAGUCCCGUCGGGGACCUGCGUAUAGUCGACUUUGACGUCGAGAGGCGAGCUGGGGAUGCCGUCACGAUCACCAUGGCCCUUUCCAGCUCAGCGUUUCGCACGUACCGCUAUGUCCGGCCCGCAGAGGCUUCGGCUCCUUCCCCUCCCCUGCAGGGGGCGUUCCAGGCUGUCGCGGGCGGUGCCUACACGGGAGCCUGCCUCACCCAGGUGCGACAUCUACCGGGCGUACCCGACUCCGUGGUGACGGCGUCUACGGACGGACACAUCUGCGUGUGGAAGAUGACUGCGGCGGAUGCGGCGGAUGCGGCGGAUGGGAACGGGCCCCUCCACGUGAAGAAGGUGUUUGCCGUGGCUCAGACUGUGCGAGUGCACCAGAGCAGCAUCAAGUGUCUGGACAUGGUGACCACGCAAGGGGACGGCGCGUACAGGUAUACGGUCCUCACGGGAGGUGACGACAAUGCACUUGGCGUGACGGUCCUGGACCGCUGUGCGGGAGAGAGCGGGAGCGAGAGGGACCUCGUCGUGGUGCCACGCAGCCGGGCUGUCGUGCGCAAGGCUCACGCGGCGGCGGUGAAUGGCAUCGUAGCCAGGAUGUCAGGGGGAGGAGGGAGAGGAGGAGAUGACGGGAGAAUCGUGGUGGUGACGGUGAGCAAUGACCAGCGCAUCAAGACGUGGGAGGUGCGUGAGGGGAGAGGUGUAGGGCUGCUGGGGGACGAGUACGGCGGUGUGGCGGAUGCCGGUGACGUCGAGGUUAUCCACGAUGACGGGGAGGGGGGAUUGUCGGUGAUUGUUGGCGGAGUGGGCGUUCAGGUUUGGAAGGUGAGGUGA